Molecule: messenger RNA, 1491 nt
Organism: Brassica oleracea var. oleracea
Lineage: Eukaryota; Viridiplantae; Streptophyta; Magnoliopsida; Brassicales; Brassicaceae
Product: porphobilinogen deaminase, chloroplastic-like
Exons: 5
Coding region: 146-1288 (380 amino acids)
Biological process (GO): heme biosynthetic process
Cellular component (GO): cytoplasm
Molecular function (GO): hydroxymethylbilane synthase activity
Source: RefSeq, a predicted model, not a curated record
UGAUUAAUAUCGAACUAUCCUAUCCAAAAAAUCAUCAAAGAGAUCUCUAUCAACCUCCAUUUGAAGCUCUGAUCUCUUUCUUUUUUUUCCCUCUAAAUCUCUCCUAACAGAUUCCAAAUCUUUGCACUUUGCUCUGUCGGAAUCCAUGGAUAUCGCUUCUUCAUCUCUCUGUCAAGCUCACAAGAUCUCUCUCACGCGUUGUCAACCUUCUUCCCCGGUCAACUCCUGCUCCCUCACCUUUACCGGAUUCUCGCUUCCGCAGAUCAGCGCUCCUUCUCUAGCUAAAUGUCGUCGAAAAGGCACCUCUUCAGGCUUUGUAAGAGCUUGUGUUGCUGUUGAACAGAAAACUCGAACUGCUAUCAUCAGAAUUGGCACAAGGGGAAGUCCUCUAGCACUUGCACAAGCAUACGAGACACGAGCCAAGCUCCAGGCAAUACACCCAGAGCUCACUGAAGACGGAGCCAUCCACAUCGAGAUCAUCAAAACCACCGGUGACAAGAUUCUCUCCCAGCCGCUUGCUGACAUUGGUGGGAAAGGUCUUUUCACCAAAGAGAUAGACGAGGCCUUAAUCAACGGCCAUAUAGACAUAGCAGUCCAUUCCAUGAAAGAUGUCCCCACUUAUCUCCCCGAGAAAACGGUCUUGCCUUGUAACCUUGUGCGUGAGGAUGUCAGAGAUGCUUUUAUCUGUCUCACUGCUGCCUCCUUAGCCGAUCUUCCAGGGGGAAGCGUUGUGGGAACUGCUUCUCUCAGGAGAAAGUCGCAGAUACUCCACAAGUAUCCUUCAUUAGCUGUUGAGGAAAACUUUAGGGGUAAUGUGCAGACGAGGCUAUCUAAGCUUCAAGGAGGAAAAGUACAUGCUACUCUAUUAGCACUAGCUGGUCUUAAGAGACUAAGCAUGACAGAGAACGUUGCAUCUGUACUAUCUCUCGAUGAAAUGCUUCCAGCUGUUGCUCAAGGAGCUAUUGGAAUUGCCUGCAGAACUGAUGAUGAUAAAAUGGCAAAUUACUUAGCUUCAUUGAACCAUGAGGAAACAAGGCUAGCGGUUGCGUGCGAGAGAGCCUUUCUUGAAACGCUGGAUGGCUCAUGUCGUACUCCUAUUGCUGGAUACGCGGCCAAGGACGAAGAAGGCAACUGCUAUUUCAGAGGAUUGGUUGCAUCACCUGACGGUACUCGAGUUCUUGAGACGUCAAGAAAAGGUCCUUACGUGUUUGAGGACAUGGUGAAGAUGGGAAAAGACGCUGGGCAAGAACUGCUCUCUCGUGCUGGUCCAGGCUUCUUCGGCAACUAAGCCAGUCAAAGAAGAGGAAGAAGGGCUGUGACAUGGACAGAGUCUAGGCUAGAGGAGCUUUCCAACAUCAUAGAUCCCUUUUCUUCUGCUUCCUAAAUCUGUUGUAACUUUUUUGAUUUAGAGAGAAAGAUAACCUUCUUGUAUUGAUUGUUUUUUUUGUAUGCUCAUUAUAAUUAAAAAAAUUAUUACAUUCACCAUCACAA